CAGCAACCUGACCACCACUGGCGUCGAAUCGGCUCAUCAGCAAGGGUCAUUCGAGUGUCCGUGACAUGUCCCUGGGCCUGUCUGUCUGUCUGUAUAGGUGCCGGAUACUGUUCCACGUAUUGCCUCGCCUGCUUGUAUGGCAUAGCUAGCAUCUCCUCCCUUGUAUGGUAUAGCUAGCAUGUAUCUUCACAGAGGGUGGAGGGGAGGAAGGUGUGGGUCCAGCCAGCCAGCCAGCCAGCCAGCCACACAUACAUAUCCAUCCGGUCAGUCAGGCCACUUUCCCUUGCUGCUGCUGCUGCCGCCCUUGUCUGUGCCGCUGGGUGUUUUGGGCGGUGCCCCUUGAUUCAUCAUGACGUCCGGCGGGGCAGCAGUCAGGCAUGUCAGCAACUCUUCCAGCUGGGCUGGGAGAGAGCAACCGGCCACACAAAUGCAUGCAUACAUGACAUCCAUUGUCUGAUUGACUGGGAGGGCGUGUGUGUGUCUGUCUGUCUGACCUUUCGCCUCUGAUGCAUUGUCUGUGCUGCACUCGGCGAUAGCGCUCCUCAACAGACGCUGCCAUACACACAGUGGGUGAAUGGUUGGUCGGUUGCCUGCUGUUUGUUAAUAGCAUGUGCUCUUCCUCUUCCCACCUCACACACGCUGAGUUUGGUGUGGAAGAAGUCCCUCUCGUCCUGCAAGGGCAGCAGCUCCUCAGCCAUCGAACGAAGCCGCACAGCCCUGAACAAAAAACCAUCGAAAACGCAAACAAACGGAUGAGAGGCCUUCCUUAGCGUCAGGGCUCUCACCUCUCGUGCGAAUUAUCCAUCGUGAAGCUGCAGAAAGUGCGAG
This is a messenger RNA of Vitrella brassicaformis, 828 nucleotides long. NCBI's taxonomy places the organism in Eukaryota, Vitrellaceae. The record is from the annotation of a GenBank genome assembly.